Molecule: messenger RNA, 811 nt
Organism: Diuraphis noxia (Russian wheat aphid)
Lineage: Eukaryota; Metazoa; Arthropoda; Insecta; Hemiptera; Aphididae
Product: YEATS domain-containing protein 4-like
Biological process (GO): regulation of DNA-templated transcription
Source: RefSeq, a predicted model, not a curated record
UUAAGUGUCUUAUACCCAUGUUAAUAUAAAAAAAAAAAAUGAUUAUUUAUUCAAUAUUGUAAAUAAUUUAUAUGCACUUAAGCUUUAGAAAUGGCGAAUAAUGAUUUGACUAGAGUUAAGGGAACUUCUAUUGUUAAACCGAUUGUAUAUGGAAACACUGCUCAAUAUUUUGGCCAAAAACGACAUGAAGAUGGUCAUACUCACAAAUGCUAUGAAAGUCCAACUCGAGUGGUGCAGAAACCUCCAUUUGAGGUCUCUGAAACAGGCUGGGGCGAAUUUGAAUUAGUAAUCAAGAUAUUUUUUCAAGAUACAAGUGAAAGACCAGUUACACUUUAUCAUGUACUUAAGUUAUAUAGCAAUGGACCAGACUCUGAACUAAGUGAAAAACCAGUUUUGUCAGAAUUUUAUGAGGAAAUAAUUUUUCAAGAUCMUUCAACUUACAUGAAAUUCGUACUAAAUGACACAAUGAGUAAAAAUCCUCCAAUUGAUGAAAAAAAUCUACAUUAUGAAAAAAUCAAAAAGACCACAGUUGAAAAAAUGAUAAAAUCUAGAAAAAGAGUACAAGAUCACACGGUUAUGUAUAAAGAACGCCUAAAAAAAUUAAGAGAAACUAUAAACAAAUUUAAAGAUGAAAUUUGUGCAUUGCAAUCACAAUGCAGUUCAUCUACAUUGCGAUAAAUAUAAAUAAAUACCUAGAACCAUAGUGAUAAUUGACAUCCUUUAUCAAACACAUGAAUAUUAAGUACUUAUUUAUUCUAGUUAUUAUAUUUUUAUCUGUAUUUAUUUUCAAAAUUAUGUUUUUUUAAAUUUA